Messenger RNA from Nymphalis io (European peacock), 764 nucleotides. RefSeq lists its product as uncharacterized. The transcript has 5 exons. The coding region runs from base 57 to 656 and encodes 199 amino acids. NCBI's taxonomy places the organism in Eukaryota, Metazoa, Arthropoda, Insecta, Lepidoptera, Nymphalidae. The record is from RefSeq and is a predicted model, not a curated record.
UCUGCAGUCCAUCUCCAUUAGUUGACAACUUAUAAUUUGUAAAUAAGGCGAUCAAGAUGGUUCUUCAUGUAUCGCUGAUUUUAAUGUCUUAUUUGACUAUUGCACUAUGUACUGAACAUGAGGAUUUUAAAACGAAUAUAACAUCUCCUAAAGAUAUGUACGUCGUGCGUGCCACAGUGUACCAAGUUGGAAUACUUACAAACCAGACUAAUGAAACUUCUGGAUCUAAUACUGGCCAUCAAGAGGCGAUCACGUUUUACCAUAAAAAUGGAUCUAAUAUAGAUUUGAGUGCGAUUCCCGAUCCCUUGCUAACAAAUGUAACAGCGGAAAAAAUUGUUGGCGUUGCACCUGUUACCAAUAAUACUAUACCCUGGGCAGCCCUCAAGCAGUUGGUUUCAUCUUCGAAUGUUCAAGGAAAAUCUAACACUCCGAUUAAUGUACAUACAAAUGUUGAAAAAUCGAAGCGGGACGUAUCCGAAAGGCCAGUUGAAAUUAUAAAGGGAGCAGCGCUCAUCCCCUCCGAAGCAGGUGUGCAAUCUAUUGCAUUGCCUCCCCUUUUAACCCUCAAUAAGAACCUAUCUAAAAUACCGGUUCCAAUACCGAAUAUGUCGGUAGUAAGUUACGCUAAAGUGAAUACUGUAUUUAAUUCUACAUAAUCCAAUAAUACCAAAUAUUAAGAAUAAGUACCAAAAUUCAAUAAAAAUAGUAUAAUAAUUAUUAUGUAUAUUGUUAGCUGCUUAUUACACGCAUAAAUGUGAUAUAUA